AGAUCAUCUAUAGCUGGGUAUUUAAUGAAUUCCCAUCUUUUGUGGCAGAAGACAGCAGACGCUUCAUCUCUCAGGAGACAGGCAAUCUCUACAUCUCCAAGGUGCAAACAUCUGAUGUCGGCAGCUAUAUAUGCCUGGUAAAAAACACAGUGACAAAUGCCAGAGUUUUGAGCCCUCCUACACCUCUGACACUGAGAAAUGAUGGUGUGAUGGGGGAAUAUGAACCAAAAAUUGAAGUCCAUUUUCCUUACACAGUUACAGCUGCAAGAGGAACCACUGUUAAGAUGGAGUGUUUUGCACUCGGCAACCCUGUUCCAACAAUCUCAUGGAGGAAAGUUAAUGGUCAUAAUCCAAGUAAAGCCCGCCUGAGAAAAUCCCAAGCUGUGCUUGAAAUACCUAAUGUGCAGCUAGAGGAUGCAGGAAUGUACGAAUGUAAGGCUGAAAACUCUCGUGGAAGAAAUGUCUUCAGGGGACAACUACAAGUGUACACCUACCCGUAUUGGGUGGAGAAACUUAAUGAUACUCAACUAGACAGUGGAGAUCAGCUCCGAUGGGAGUGUAAAGCCACCGGAAAGCCAAGGCCCACGUAUCGUUGGUUGAAAAAUGGAGUUCCUCUCUGGCCACAGAGCAGAAUUGAGAUGGUUAAUGGAGUUCUGAUGAUCCACGGUGUGAAUCUCUCAGAUGCUGGAAUGUAUCAGUGCUUAGCAGAAAAUAAGUACAGCACCAUUUAUGCCAGUGCUGAGCUGAAGAUUUUAGCUUCAGCUCCCACUUUCCCACUAAAUCAAAUGAGGAAAACAAUAAUUAUUACCAAAGGCCAAGAAGUUGUCAUUGAGUGCAAGCCACAAGCCUCUCCAAAGCCAACUAUCACUUGGAAGAAAGGAGACAAACUGCUAAGGGAGA
Molecule: messenger RNA, 900 nt
Organism: Apaloderma vittatum (bar-tailed trogon)
Lineage: Eukaryota; Metazoa; Chordata; Aves; Trogoniformes; Trogonidae
Product: contactin-5
Exons: 6
Biological process (GO): brain development; cell-cell adhesion
Molecular function (GO): cell-cell adhesion mediator activity
Source: RefSeq, a predicted model, not a curated record